This is a messenger RNA of Thalassophryne amazonica, 4475 nucleotides long. It is a transcript of the gene arhgap4b, whose product is annotated as Rho GTPase activating protein 4b. The record is from RefSeq and is a predicted model, not a curated record. Lineage: Eukaryota; Metazoa; Chordata; Actinopteri; Batrachoidiformes; Batrachoididae. Gene Ontology annotation, cellular component: cytoplasm. Gene Ontology annotation, biological process: negative regulation of cell migration; signal transduction. The transcript has 24 exons. Gene Ontology annotation, molecular function: protein binding. Bases 457 to 3246 code for a protein of 929 amino acids.
GGCGCUGGGUUGAGCGAGAUCUGUCAGAUUCAAACACUCGGCUCUGUGUGUACGUGUGUGUAUGUGUGUGUAUGUGUGAGUGUAUGCGUGUGUGCGUGUGAUGGAGAGCGGGCAUGAGGAGAGAGAUGAGAGAUGGAGAGCUGAGGACCAGAUAGAAAGUCAGCACCGGAGCGCAGAGUGAGCUUCACUUAUGGAUCGGCAUUCACACCAACCCAGGGGAUUCCAUGGACACACUGACCCAAAUAUCCCUGCCAGCCGCAAUCAGUCGACACUGAUGAUGAUGUGCUGCACACAGCUGUAAGGCAGCAAGGCCAAGGGGUCAAGGGUUAAGGUCACACACUACGGCGCAGUAGCAGGCACUGAGGUUGAAAGGUUACAGAAGGGGAGACUGUGAAACUAACAGAAGAACUUCAGGAAGGGUUGUCUCUGAGACAGCCGAGGUCCAAGGGGUCAAAGAUGAUGACGUCGCAUGGAAAGCUGAAGAAGGAGAAGGGGAGUCUGGCUGAAUACGAAUCACAAAUGAAAGACCUGCGGGCCCAGCUGACAGACCAGAUCAAGAUUUUAGACUCUCAGGUGGAAGUGAAACAGCAGCAGCUCUCAGACCUGUCCGAGUUUCUCCGGCGACGAGGAGACAUCGAGACUGAAUAUGCUCGUGCUCUUGACAAACUCACAGAGAGGUUCACUCAUAAAACUAAGAAGAAGGAGCAGUGGGGCCAGUCAGUGUGCCAGGUCUGGUCUGUUUUGCUCACUCAGACUCGUCAGGAGAGCCGAGAGCACGCAGCGCUGGGUGACACCUGCUGCAACGUCCUCACACAGCGACUGGCCCACAGUACAGAGGACACACACCGUCUUCACAAACGGAGCAAAGAAGUUGGAAUCCAGAUGCAGGAUGAAUUGCUUAAAGUUACCAAUGAACUACAGACGGCUGUGAAGACGUACAACCAGUACCACAUUGACUGUCUGAUAGCUGAGGGCAAACUGAAGGAAGCAGAGCGGUUGGAGGAGAGACACACGGGCAAAUCAGCCGAGCUCGGUCCGGGCCAAUCAGGAGGACAGAGGCGGAGUUCUGUCAAGAAGAUGGAGAGAUUAAUGGAGAAGAGACAUGGCAGAGUGCAGGAGACACAGCUGAAGUGUACUAAGGCUCGAAAUGACUACCUGCUGAAUCUGGCUGCAGCCAAUGCAGCCAUGAAUAAAUAUUACCUGCAGGACAUCAGCACUCUCAUCGAUUGUGGCGAUCUUGGUUUCCAUCUGUCUGUGGACAGGGUGAUGAGGUGCUACCUGGCCAGUAAAUGGCGCAUUCAGAAGACAGAAGAAGUGGGGCUGAAGCAACUUGAAGCUUCAGUGACAUCACUGGACCAGAGUGGAGAUAGGGAUGCGUUGUUACAGCAACAUGAUGCUGCCUUUUGUCUUCCAUUCAGAUUCAGCUACCAUCCACAUGAGGGAGACCAGGUGUGUGAAGUGAGUGCAGAGAGCCAAGUGAGGUAUGAGCUGGAGACAAGAUUCCAGCAGCUUCAGUCUCGACUUGCUGCUGUUACUUUGGAAACAGAGGAGGUCAGCAAAACGCUAAAAGCUACACUCUCCGCCCUCCUGGACAGUAUGUGUGACAGCGACUGUAACCCCUCCCCUGACCUGACAAGCAGCCUAUCACAUGAGCUGCUUGGAGGAAGCACAGCCCCCAAACUUACACUUGCCAAGCGUAGAGCCAAUCAGCAGGAGACGGAGACCUUCUAUUUUAUGAAGGUGAAGGAGUUCCUCACCAGCAGUUCUCUGACCUCCAAACUUCAAGCCAAACAUGACCUACUACAAGAUGCCAUACAAAAAGCUGAGGCAGUCGACAGUGACCCCUCCAGAACUCCUAGUGCUCGCUCAGUGCGUGUUCGGAAGUCCAGACCUGUUUCCCAAUUCUGCCACACACUCUUCACCACAGACAUAGUCUCCUACAUACAGAGCUCUGGGCAGCAGAUUCCUGUGGUGGUUGAAAGCUGCAUCCGUUUCAUAAACCUUCACGGCCUCCAUCAUGAAGGGAUAUUUAGAGUUCCUGGGUCACAGAGAGAGGUGAACCUCAUCAGAGAUGCAUUUGAAAGAGGAGAGGAUCCUCUGUCUGACAGUGAGUGUGACCUGGACUCUGUGGCUGGAGUGUUGAAGCUUUACUUCAGGGGCCUUGAACCACCUCUGUUUCCUUACGACAGCUAUUCUCAGCUGCUGGAGUGUGUCCAAAUUGAGAACGUGACAGAGAAGGCUGCCCAGAUUAAAACGAUUGUCUCCACCUUCCCACGGCCUCUCCUCAUUGUGAUGCGUUACCUUUUCGCUUUCCUAAAUCAUGUGUCUCAGUACAGCGAUGAGAACAUGAUGCAGCCCUACAACCUAGCUGUUUGCUUUGGUCCGAGCCUGCUGAGGGGGGUGGAGUCUGAUGAUGCUGUUGCUAGGCAGCCACAGGUCAAUGACCUUGUCAAAACCAUGAUCUUACAACACGACUCCAUCUUCCCCAGCCAAUCAGAACUGCAGGGUCCUGUCUACGAGAAGCACAUGACUCUGGAGCAAGAGUACUGUGAACCAAUCACAGAGGAGGGAGACGGCGAUACCGAGCAUCUGCACAGUGAGGACGAGUGGGAGGCGGUGGCUAUGUUUGACUACGUGUCGCGGUCUCCAGCUGAGCUGUCAUUCAAACAGGGAGAGCUACUCAUCCUUCACAGCAAGGCCUCCUGUGAUUGGUGGAGAGGUGAAGUGGGUGGGGUCAGAGGUCUCAUCCCUCACAAGUACAUCAGUGUCCUGGAAGGGUCAGAGCGAGGGAAAAAAGAGGAAGGAGGAGGAGGUAGCACUGGAAACUUGACAGCUGAGGAUCCACAGAUGGAGAACACAACACGGAUGCGGGUGAACAGUGAUAGCGCUUCGUUGCCAGGGAGACAGAGAGGAAGUGAGGGGAGUCCCAAUCAAAGGCCACGACACCUGCCAGUGUCUCAGGAGCGAAGACACACUUUGGAUACUGUGAGACAGCCUGGUUUCAGACCCAUGGACAGACCUCAGCUCGGUCAAUCAGACAGAUCAACUUUGGACAAGGAGAUGAUCAGUCGUCAGAUGAACUCUGUGUUCAAGGAGCUCCUCUCUCGUCAGCCUCCUGUGCAGCCGUCCAGUCUUGUCGCUCCAACUUCGUCAGCCUCCUCUUCUUCUCUUGCUCAAGCUGCACCUGUUGCCAAAAAAGGAGGCUUCAGCCUCAGAGGACGAGCCCUUUUCAGACCAGUGGAUUAACAGCGAACAGUGAUUGACUGGAAUGAUUGUUUUAUUGAUUGACAAUUAUGAUUAUGCUUAUUAUGGGUUUGGUGAAAAACAUGAUUUUUUUUUAUUUGUUUUUUGACAUGUAUAAUAUUUGUGUCUCUGCCAUCUCAUAGUGCCACUUGUCUCAGUGCCGUAUUAAAGUCCAGUGUGUGUGUGUGUGUGUGUGUCUUCCACCUGGUUUUCAGUCUUUAGUCAGGUUCUUAUUUGUUUUCCAGGCUUUUGUGAUUUUGGAAGAAUCAGGGAUGUGACAUCAGCAGUGAGAUCACCACAGUGAUUUUUAACAGCGGAUACAUGAACAAAAACAUAAGUCACCGAAGACGUAAGCUGCCCCCUAGCAGCAGGUCUGAGAUCAGCACAUAUGUAGAUUAUUUUGCUCUAUUAAAAACAAACAAAAAACGUGAAAAUGUUGACUGAUCUGGGGCCUGUGUCUAGCAGUGCCUUCACGAGUUUGAAUCAUCACUUUUAUUUCACUUUGACUGAUUCAGUCAUUUUGAGCUCUGCAUACUGGAUGAAAAAAUGUGGCAAAAGAAGGCGGCUCAUCGCAGACUGUAUGCAGAAAUCAGUAUUUUUAGCAGCAUGCGGUGCAAGCACACACACUUGCACGAGGAUGGACAACACAUUCCCCUUCAUAUGUGAUGCAUGGCCUGAUACACAGGCCAACACUCAGGGCUUAAUGCAGAGUUAGAAUCAGGCUAACUCAGGUUCAGCUUUGAAAUAUUAAGUAACAGUAUCUCACUCAGGACUGUGGAUGACUUACUUUUCAACUGAAAACUGUGGCAUCGAAUACAGCCGCAUAAAAAAAGGAUUUUGUGACUGCCUCUGUUUGAAACUGUGAAUGCCAACGGUGACAUUGUGGAGCCUUGAUGAAAUGAGACUCUCAUUCAGCCCGACAUUUCGGGCCUGAAACAAUAUCUACGGCCAUCUACAGGUUCCUUUCAACAUGUUUUGGGAUAUUUGCAUUGAGGUGUACUAUAGUAAUUUACUUGACAUCAAAAGCGUUUAAAAUAUUGCAUAUGACAUCUGUAGUGUUCCAGUACUGUAAUCAUAAUCUUUUUUUAUUUUAUUUUUAUUUUUUUGGGUUUCUCUGUUUAAGAUUCCAUUUUAUUCUGGACCACUUGUUUUGAUGAUGUCACAAAAUAAUUUACUGUGUUGAAUUGUACAUGUGGUUACAAAAAAACAAUAAAGACAGCAAACCGAUUAAA